AUGGCGUCCUCCAGCAGUCUCCUGUCUGAAGAUCAGUUCCAGUGCUCCAUCUGUCGGGAUGUGUUCACUGAGCCAGUCUCCACUCCAUGUGGACACAACUUCUGCAAGGCCUGUAUCAGUGGAUACUGGGAUACCACUAGCCUGUGCCAGUGUCCAAUGUGUAAGCAUAGUUUCUACAUAAGACCAGAGCUAAAGACCAACACGACACUCAGAGAUGUUGCAGAUCAUUUUAAGAGGAAGAGAGUCAGAGAUGAAUCUCUUCACAGGGCUGGGAAAGGGGUCUGUGACGUCUACAUGGAGAACCUGGAGGACAGAAUCAUGUGUAAGAAGCACAACACACUCCUUGAGCUGUUUUGUAGAACUGACCAGAUGUGUGUGUGUCAGUUCUGUACUGAGACAGACCACAAGACUCACCACAUCGUCCCUCUAGAGGAAGAGUGUGGAGAGAGGAAGGCUCAGCUGGGAAAGACAGAGGCACAAGUACAGCAGAUGAUCCAGGAGCGAAUGCAAAAGGGUUGGGAGAUCAAACAUUCAGUAGAGCUCAGCAAGAGAGAUGCAGAGAGAGAGAUAACAGACAGCCUGCAGGUCUUCACUGAUCUGGUGCGCUCUAUUGAGAGAAGCCAGGCUGAGCUCAUUGAAUUGGUUGAGGAGAAGCAGAAAGCAGCAGAGAGGCAGGCUGAAGGGUUCAUUAAAGAGCUGGAGCAGGAAAUUAAUGAGCUACUGAGGAGAAGCACUGAGCUGAAGCAGCUCUCACACACUGAGGACCACCUUCACCUCCUCCAGAGCUCCCCAUCCCUAUGUACCCCUCCAAAUGCCAAGAACUGGUCUGAGAUCAGUAUUCACACUGAGCUGAUGAAUGUGAUGAGAGUUUUGAGGAGCUCUGUGUCGGAGCUGGAGGAGAAGACGAGGAAAGCAUUUUCUGAGCUUAUGGAAAAAUGCAAUAAAGCAAUGGAGAAGUUUCCUGAUAAGCUGAAGAUUCCUGACAAUCUGAAGAUUCCUGACAAGCUGAAGAUUCCUGACAAUCUGAAGAUUCCUGACAAGCUGAAGAUUCCUGACAAGCUGAAGAUUCCUGAUAAGCUGAAGAUUCCUGACAAGCUGAAGAUUCCUGACAAGCUGAAGAUUCCUGACAAGCUGAAGAUUCCUGACAAGCUGAAGAGGAUGCAGCAGUAUGCAGUGGAUGUGACUCUGGACCCUGAUACAGCAAAUCCCUUUCUCGGUCUGUCUGCGGAUAGGAAACAAGUGAGUAUUGGACAGACAUGGAACGUUCGCCCUGACAACCCAAAGAGGUUUGUUAGUCGAUGUAUCCUGGGAAAGGAGGGCUUCUCCUCAGGGAGAUUCUACUAUGAGGUGCAGGUGAAGGGGAGGAAUUGCUGGGAGUUAGGAGUGGCCAGAGAGUCCAUUAAUAGGUCAAUUGAGAGGACAGACUUAGAGGUUUUUUUAAAUUCAGGGCUUCCACUGACCCCUGAGGGUGGAUUCUGGACAGUGGGACAGAAAUAUAAUAUUUAUGAGAGUACCUAUGAGGCCAACACCUCUCCUUCUGUAAUCCUCACCUUGAAAAUGCCCCAGAAGGUGGGGGUGUUUGUGGACUAUGAGGAAGGUCAGGUGUCCUUCUAUAAUGUGGAGACCAAAGUUCAUAUCUUCUCUUUCACUGGCUGCAACUUCACUGAGAAACUCUAUCCAUUCUUUGACUGUGGGUUUUAUGAUAAUAACAAUCAAGCAUUGAUCAUCUGCCCUGUCAGUCAUACAGACUGA
Messenger RNA from Salvelinus namaycush (lake trout), 1752 nucleotides. Its product is annotated as E3 ubiquitin-protein ligase TRIM39-like. The record is from RefSeq and is a predicted model, not a curated record. NCBI's taxonomy places the organism in Eukaryota, Metazoa, Chordata, Actinopteri, Salmoniformes, Salmonidae. Gene Ontology annotation, molecular function: zinc ion binding; protein binding. The coding region runs from base 1 to 1752 and encodes 583 amino acids. The transcript has a single exon.